Molecule: messenger RNA, 633 nt
Organism: Arctia plantaginis
Lineage: Eukaryota; Metazoa; Arthropoda; Insecta; Lepidoptera; Erebidae
Source: the annotation of a GenBank genome assembly
AUGGAGAACAAAUUCAUCUUUGUCGUUUUUAUACUGUGUGGGGUUGUCUGGCAGGCCCACGCUGCUGUUAACUGCACUGCAGCUGGUCGAUUUGCAGACCCUAGCGACACAACUUGCAAAAAUUAUACGCUCUGCGUACUUUCAAAUGGCGCAUUUCUAGCAUACAACUACGUGUGCCCAACCACAUCAUUGUUUAAUCCAACGUCCAGACAAUGCACAGCGGCUACUAAUUAUGUCUGCCCUGUCGCUAAUACUACGAACACUACUACAAAUGUGUGCACCGCUGAGGGUUACUUUGCUGACCCUGCUGUUACCGACUGCUCUUCGUAUAUACAGUGUGUGUUAAUUAAUGGAGUCUAUACUCAAACGACGUUUACAUGCCCAGCCAACACCUUCUACGACCCGAACACGACUUUAUGCGACGCUUCUUAUAACUGCACCAGUACAACCGCAUUUACUUGUACCGCCAGCGGUAGAUUUGCCAAUACUGCAGAUACCACUUGUCAGACUUACUUCUACUGUGUGUUGUUAGCCACCGGUACUUAUACACAGUACAACUAUACUUGUCCUACUACUUCAGUGUUCAGUCCAACAUCCUCAUUAUGUACCACAUCUUAUACCUGUACUGGUUAA